GGCACCAGGACGCCGCUUCGCCCACAAAACCCACCAGUACAGGCCUGUACCAUGUGUGUGCUAAAGCGCUUUUCCCACCUGCAUGCGAGCAAGUGAGCCACCGCGGCCACGAUCGAAGAAAAAGUGCGCGAACUAAAUUAACUCUUCGACACUUGAUUAAUUAAACGCCGGUUGGUUCGACUCCCCUGGAAAAAUCGUCAAACUGGCUGCGUUUUCGGAAAAACUAAAAUGUGGUCUGGUGCGUGUUGCGUGCGGCGUAAUCUAAUCGAAAACACUGUGAUUAUGUGUUAACAUAAAUGCCUGCGAUUUGAGCUAAAGACUUGCUUCCACGUGAAAAUGGAGCGGUUGUUGCUGGUGGUCGCCCUGGCCGGAGUCGUAACAGGCUACCACCACGUCAGCCAGAAACCGCCCCGCAUCACCGAGCAUCCCGUCGACACGAUCGUGGCUCGCCACGAGCCCGCCACCCUCAACUGCCACGCCUCCGGGGAGCCGGAGCCCACCAUCACGUGGUUCAAGGACGGCGCUCCGGUGCGCACCCACCCGCAGGACGCCAGGUCGCACCGCAUGCUGCUGCCAGCAGGAAACCUGUUCUUUUUGCGGAUGGUGCAGAGUAGGAAGGAGUCGGACACGGGGGUGUACUGGUGCGAGGCGACCAACGCGCUGGGGAAGGCUCGCAGCAGGAACGCUACGUUGACGGUUGCAGUUUUACGCGACGAAUUCCGCUUAGAGCCCCAAAGCGCCCGCGUAGCGGCUGGAGAAGCCGUCGUUAUGGAAUGCGUCCCACCCAAAGGAACCCCCGAGCCCCAAGUCCAAUGGAAAAAGGACGGAAAAGAACUAGUCGUGGAAGGCCGGCUCAAACUCGUCGACGGCUCGAACCUCGCCAUCACCGAAGCCAAACCGGCAGACGACGGGAGGUACCAGUGCGUGGCCAAGAACACCGCAGGGAUCCGGGAGUCGACAGUCGCUGUUCUUAAAGUUUUAAUUAAGCCGUAUUUGGUGAAAGCUCCAGAAGACACCGUCGCUUUAGUCGGGUCUACGGUCGACUUCGCGUGCGCGGUAGGCGGCGACCCUCUCCCCGACGUCCUCUGGCGCAGGACCUCAGCGGGAGGAACCAUGCCCCUAGGGCGAGUCCAUGUCCUGGAAGACCGCACCCUUCGUCUGGACGGCAUCACCCUCCUAGACCAAGGUCUAUACACCUGCGAAGCCGACAAUUUCGCCGGGGUUAUCAGCGCUACGGCAGUCCUAACAGUCCACGCUCUACCCACGUUCAUAAAUCGCCCCCUAGCCCAAACUAUAGAGUCCGGGCGCGACGUGUCUUUCCACUGCAACGUGGAAGGCAGCCCUAAACCCUUCAUCUUCUGGUCCUUCGAGGGAGAUCGCACCUUAAUCUACCCCGGAACCGCCUCAGGCAACUACCAAGUCUUCACAACCGCAGACGGCCGCUCAACCCUAACCCUCAAAAACGCGCAACCUCAAAACUCCGGGACUGUGAUCAUCUGCUCAGCGGUGAACGCCGUGGGGUCUGCGUCCACGAGGACCCGGCUCACCGUCACGUCGAAAGAGGAGCGACCUCCGCCUGUUAUAAUCCGGGGACCGGUUAACCAGACUCUCCCGAUUAAUUCCGUCGCGGUACUAUCGUGUGAAGCGAUAGGUAACCCGACUCCGGUGAUCUCCUGGUACAAAGAAAGUCUUCCUGUGACGUCGUCGGAUAGGAUAAAUGCGUCAAACCCCGGACUGGUGGAGAUCUACCACUUGGCGAAAGACGACUCUGGGGUGUACACGUGUGUGGCGUCGUCACGUAGCGGGAAAGCCACGUGGAGUGGGCACCUCCUGGUCGAGAACCCUAAAAACCCCAACAUAAACUUCUUCAAAGCACCGGAAGCCAUAAUGCUUCCUGGUCCUCCGAGUCGGCCGCAUGCUCUCAACCAGUCGGAAGGAAGCGUCACCAUCACCUGGGGCCAAAACAACAAAAUCGGGUCCUCGAGUUUACUAGGUUACCAGAUUGAGUUGUUCGGGCGCGAGGAAGGUGUAACCCCGACGUGGACCGUGGUCGCCAGGAGAGUCCCCGGUCCUACGUUCACCCAACACCUUUUGACACCCGCAGUCCCGUACACGUUUCUGGUACGUGCAGAAAACGGCCACGGGUUAGGACCCCCUUCAAAACUCUCCGAUAUUAUUAUAGUCGGGCCGGAUACCGCUCAAAACUGGGGGAAUCCAGAAGUGACCGAGUUAAGCGAAGCCAGAGCUAAUUUAAUCUCCGGGAACGUCGUCAAACUGACUGAAGCGAUUCCCAUUCUCUCGACUACGAUUAAACUCGGAUGGGAAAUCCUGGAUGCUCAAUAUGUCGAAGGCUUGUACAUUUAUUGCAUCACUCUUGAUAGUCCCCCAGGUCUGCCUAAACCCUACAGCAUGUUCACUGUCCUCCAAUCAGGAGGAGCCUCAAGUUUUCCUGUCAAUAACCUAAACAAAUGGUCAAGAUAUGAAUUCUUCCUUGUGCCUUUUUACAAGACUGUCGAAGGACAACCUUCCAAUUCGAAAACUGUCCGAACUCUAGAAGACGUGCCUAUGGAAGCCCCCACCGAUAUGGAAGCCCUACUUUUAAACUCGACGGCUGUUUACUUAAAAUGGAAACCCCCACCUUCUGAUGUUCUGAAUGGAGAGCUAUCCGGCUUCAGAGUUGAAGUUAAAGUCAAUGGUACUAAUAUAACUGACACGAUUAGUGUUGGAAAUAACCCCAAUCUUUUACUCGGGAACUUAACGGCUGGAGUGAGUUACAAUGUGAGGGUGGCAGCAACCACGCGAGCGGGAAUAGGACCUUUUACGGCUGCCACCAUAAGACUGGACCCAGCAUCCAGAAUCAACGACCACCACCAACAAAGACCUAUCGAUAUGCAAUCCGGGGAUUUCAUCACCGAGACUUGGUUCAUGGCGCUUUUAAUCAGUAUGGUAUCAGUGAUGGUACUUCUCUUCGGUGCUAUGUUGCUAGUGCGGCGGCGACAAAUGUUAACCAAGAAAACCAUGACCCCUAGUCGCUCGAACGGUGGCGUUUUAACCACACCUUUAGCUUCCAAAACAGAAACUCCGCUUUGGCUAGACAAGGACACGCUUCCAGAUUAUUCAGCGACUCUUCCAGAAUAUUCAAAACUGACGGCGCAGCCGGAACGCGGCGGAAGCAUAAACCUGCACCCGAACCCGUUACACCAGAAAGAGUAUACCAGACCCGACCAUCUGGACUACGGAUCCGAGAAGAGCUACCCAAUCGGUGCACGCAAAUUUAAGGACUAUAACGACAUGCAAGUCCAAGAAUACGCAAGCCCGAAUUUGGACUCAACUAGGACUUCGCAGAUUGCCGAUUAUGCGGAAGUGGACGCCAGUAUGGUUGUACCCAACGGUGGACCCACCUCACCGGCUCCUUAUGCUACUACUACGUUAAUUACUGGAGGAAGACGCAUGGGUAACUCAAUGGUUUGGAUGCCAAACUCGUCGGCGCACUCCCCUGAAGAGGAACCCCCGUACCCCUCCUCCAACGGUGGCUACUACAACCGCAAAGUAUACUCCGAUUCGUAUUUCGCGCCAACGCAGACCCUCCGACGAACCAAGAAGGAUCGCAAAUCGUCCAAUGAGAACCCGCCAGAUCUGGUUUCUCCCACGCAACCGGUUUACGCACGUGUUGGUCCUCCGGGUUUAUCGUGGAGGAACGCAACGCCAUCUUUGAGUAGUUUUACCCCUCAUAAACAGGUUUAUCACCCCUCGACUAGGAGUGAACCUGGCAACAUGUUGUGAAUUGAGUGAUUUUGUUGGUUAUUGAGAACAAGAAUCAGUAUUAAUACACUUGUUACUAAUGUGUCUUCUUAUGUUUGUCUACGAAAGACUGACAGAAGAAAAAUUGUUUUUAUUGCGUCUAGUCAUUGAAUCUGUUCUGAGCGUGGAUCUGUGUAUUGAAUAUUUAAUAAAUGAUCUUGAAAAGGUCGCGUCUACUCGUCCAUUUUUCUGAUGCUUGGUUCAUAGUUAAACCCUUUACACGAAAACUGUAUCCUUAAUAUUUAAAUUGUAUAAAGAAACAUAUCAAGGAGUUAUGUAAAAAUUGUGACUGUUUGUAAAAUAAUUCUGUAGGGUAGUUAUGGGAUGAGUUAGGUUACUUCAAGUCCAAGUUGACGACGAAUUCACCAAGGCGCUUGGUCUACAGAACACUUAAAACUAUCUAUCCUCGAAAAUAAAUACCCCAUAUAGUCGAAAAUAUUUAAAACUAUUAAGUUGUAAAUUUAUUUGCAUGAGUCAUAAGUUGCAAACUAUAAAUAAUAGAUGACGUUAAGUAAAACCCCUCCACUGGAAUGUCGCCCAUGACCUUCAGAGUGAAGUUUGUGUGAAAAAAUAAUAAAAUAAAAAACUUGGAACAAUGCAUUUAAAACCAUCAACUAUUGUUAUUUAGAAUAAACAAGAUGCAAUAAAAUAUCUUAACCGCGUGCUUGCCUACUGCUAAAACUGAGUUGUUCUGCAGACUCGGCAAAUGGUGCUACUUGGAAAAAUUUGCGUUCGUUACUUUAAGUCUUCCUUUCCGUUCGUCGAUUGGUUGAUGUAAAAAACAUGCUCAUUAUAUUUUUAUAAAUAACGUGCCAUUGUAUAUGUUAUACCAUGUAUGUACAGUAUUU
Molecule: messenger RNA, 4649 nt
Organism: Zophobas morio
Lineage: Eukaryota; Metazoa; Arthropoda; Insecta; Coleoptera; Tenebrionidae
Product: roundabout homolog 1-like
Exons: 5
Coding region: 337-3783 (1148 amino acids)
Biological process (GO): axon guidance; homophilic cell-cell adhesion; dendrite self-avoidance
Cellular component (GO): axon; plasma membrane
Molecular function (GO): cell-cell adhesion mediator activity
Source: RefSeq, a predicted model, not a curated record